Eimeria mitis is the source of this 1089-nucleotide messenger RNA. RefSeq lists its product as uncharacterized. NCBI's taxonomy places the organism in Eukaryota, Apicomplexa, Conoidasida, Eucoccidiorida, Eimeriidae. The coding region runs from base 1 to 1089 and encodes 362 amino acids. The transcript is spliced from 2 exons. The record is from RefSeq and is a predicted model, not a curated record.
AUGAUGGGUGGUGGUGAGUUUGAGGAUUUGUUAUGUUGUAUUUUGCUUGCAAAGAGCGACAAAACUCGUCUCUCAGCUUUACUGUCUCUUCAGGCCAACUGUACCCUUCUCCUCACCGACACCCACCGCAUGCAUGCAGCCUUCUCCGUGCUAGAAGGCGUCGUCACCAACUGCACUUCUUUUGCCUUCAGGCUAGGCAAGGGGGCCUCAAAACAAACACACACCAACCACAAAACACACAGCAAGGGGGCCCCGGCGGGGGGGCCCCCAAGGGGGGCCCCCACAAAGGGGAACACAAGGGGGCCCCCAGGGGGGCCCCCAGGCCAGCCAGAGGGGCCCCUGCAAACAUAUACGGGGGUAGAGGGUGGCAGUACCCCUAACACAACUAUACAUUCACCGCAUGCAGCAGCAGCAGCAGGAGCAGCAGCAGCAGCAGCAGAAGCAGGAACGACAGGCUCGGCUGCUGGUGCUGCUGCUCCGGGAGGGAAAGCGAAGCUUCUCCCCCAUCAACAGCAGCAGCAGCAGCAGCAACAGCAGCAGCAGCAGCAGCAGCAGCAGCAGCUGUCUCCUUCUCGUGUCUCCUUCGACAGCUCCCCCCCCAGCCGCAGCGAAUGCUCUGCAUCCCCUGAGUCUCCUCCUUCCCCCUUCCCCGCCCCCCUCAGCAGCAGCAGCAGCAGCAGCAGCAGCAGCAGCAGCAGCAGCAGCAGGAGCAGGAGCAGGAGGAGACAGGGUGCAGCAGGGUGCGGCGUGUUGUCUCCUUCUUCUUUUUAUAUUUCGGUGAAGAGAUCUUUCUCUGUAUUGAGCCGUCUGCUGUCUCUUCAGGGGGGCCCCCUGCUAACCCAGGGGCCCCCUGGGGGGCCCCCCGGGGGGCCCCCCGGGGCCCCCGCAGGAGAGGGUACAGCUGAGAUGCCGCUGUAUUAUAAACGUAAGGAAAACACGCCAGAGCCCCUCUUGCUUCAACAACAGCAGCAGCAGCAGCAGCAGCAGCAGCAACAGCAACAGCAGCAGCAGCAGCAACAGCAGCAACAGCAGCAGCAGCAGCAACAGCAGCAGCAGCAGCAUACCCUAGCAAAAGAAGAAAAUAAAUAA